Molecule: messenger RNA, 519 nt
Organism: Xenia sp. Carnegie-2017
Lineage: Eukaryota; Metazoa; Cnidaria; Anthozoa; Malacalcyonacea; Xeniidae
Exons: 3
Coding region: 1-519 (172 amino acids)
Source: RefSeq, a predicted model, not a curated record
AUGAAUAGAGUUACCCUUCAAAUAUGCGAUAAAGGAUUCUGGAAGCCGGCAGUUAAACUGCCUAAAGGCGCACUGAAAGGUUCAAGCCAUGGAAGAGGAGAGUAUCUGAUUACUCCAAAAGGACAGAGCGCAUUUAAAGCUUACUGUGAUAUGGACUCAUUUGGAGGUGGCUGGACCGUGUGUUAUAAAACUGAUGGAUUUGUUGACAUAAAGAGUGAAUUGAAAAGUACUCCACGUCUUGGAUACAGAGCUGAUUGCAAUCAUAUUCCAACUGCAAAAGGUGUCGCUUCAUCGUCAUCCAAGUAUCGGCUUCUGAUUUGCUAUACUUCAUUUUACAAAGGUUUAAUGGUAUCUGGUUACACAGACUCGUGUUAUAAGAAGUGCGACCAUUGGUGUUGGCACUCUGUAUCGCCAUAUUUCCGUUCUGCAAGCUCAUCAACACUUUUCGCCGGAGUAGCAUUCGAUAAAAAUGGGCAUAAACCAUUGGGAAAACGCUUAAUCUGUGUUGCUAUUCGUUAA